ACAUUUAUAAAUAACAAUAAUUUAAACCUGCAAAUUGUAAUUCAAAAAAUCAACCUGGAUCAAAAAAUGUCUGUGAUAAAGCGACCAACGACAGUCCGGUUCGAGUGGGAGGCAAAAGAUAUUUUCCAGCCGAUGAAGUGGAUCUACUCGGACCAGUUUUUCAUGGACGGAGUGAACGACGUGGCCUUUAACCUGGGACUGAGAGUGAACAACACAGGGUACAUCGACGUGCGAGUGAUGAAAGGCAACCUGGAGCUAGCCGACGCAACAGUGGAGAUCACAAGCAAAGAAGGACCUUGGAAGCGAGAGAUCAAGGUGAACAAAUGGAAGAACCUGUGUGUGAUCAACGACUUCAUGAAGAAGCCAGUUACUUACGAGGAGGUGUACAUAAACGGGCACUACUCGUACGUCUACACGGUGAACAUCAUGUGCAAGAUCCUCUGGAACGGGUUCAUCGACGACGAGCGGCUGACCCGGAUGGACGACACGAACUUCUUCGAGGACCUCCGGAAGUUCCACAAGUCCCAGCUGUUCAGCGACGUCACCCUCACCAUCGAGGGCCACGACCUCCCGGCGCAUAAAAUCAUCCUCGCGGCGCACAGCCCGGUCUUCGCGAAGAUGCUCACGGCGGACACCCGGGAGGUCAAGAACAGGAUCAUCGAGAUCAACAACAUCAAGGCCGAGUCUCUGGCGGACAUGCUGACCUUUUUUUACACCGGCAGGUCCAAGGCUGUUGACAAUGUCAACAGUGCUCUCCAGAUGCUAGAGGUCGCUAAUAUCUACCAGGUCAACAAGCUCAAGUGUCUCUGCGAGACAACCCUCCUCAGGCUCAUGACUGUUGAUAAUGUCCUGAGAAUUGUUGAUGCUGCUGAUGACUUCAACGCUAUCAGGCUCCGCGAGGACGCGCUUACUUUUAUGGCUAAUAAUAAGGACAAGAUUGUAGAGCUUCCUAAUUUUAAGGUUCUAUUUUUUAAGAAGGUUGAACUUAUGUAUGACUUCAUGUGCUCUCAUGAGUCCAAACGGAUGAAACUCACUGUUGACUGAUAGGUUUCAGAUAAAUUCAUUUUGUUUUUUGGUUUGGUAAAUAUGCUGGUUUUGGUAUAACAAAUUAUGAUAAAAAAAUAUAUAUAAUUAAGAAAUUACCUCGUAUCUUGUGGACUUUUGAUAUU
Messenger RNA from Cotesia glomerata, 1169 nucleotides. Its product is annotated as BTB/POZ domain-containing protein At4g08455-like. Bases 67 to 1044 code for a protein of 325 amino acids. Gene Ontology annotation, cellular component: cytoplasm. Lineage: Eukaryota; Metazoa; Arthropoda; Insecta; Hymenoptera; Braconidae. Gene Ontology annotation, biological process: proteasome-mediated ubiquitin-dependent protein catabolic process; regulation of proteolysis. The record is from RefSeq and is a predicted model, not a curated record. The transcript is spliced from 2 exons. Gene Ontology annotation, molecular function: ubiquitin protein ligase binding.